AUGGCGGCAGUGGGCUGUUGGGUGUUGUUGUUGUCUGCGGCCUUGGUUACUGUCCACUGUGAUUUCCAGACAUUAGAGCAUCUAAAGCCGACUGCGACCGACUUGGAGCAGACAAAGGCUGUGCGGGAGCUGCUGCUGCGGCUGCUUGGGCCCAGAGCCCCGGAUUUCCUGCUGACGGUGAACCGGUCGAUGCCUGGGCCCGAGCAGCGGGAUCGGUUUGAAGUGCGGUCCCUUGCCGAUGGCCGGCUAUCUGUCCUGGGUAACACCGGCGUGGCCACUGCCACUGGCCUGUACCGAUAUCUGAGCUCUUUCUGUGGCUGCCACAUCUCUUGGUCCGGCAAUCAGCUCAAGGUGCCAUCGCCGCUGCCUGUUGUCCCAACACCGUUGCGAAUUACCUCGCCGAACAGAUUCCAUUACUAUCAGAAUGUCUGUGCAUACAGCUAUUCAUUUGUUUGGUGGGACUGGGAGCGCUGGGAGAGAGAAAUUGACUGGAUGGCAUUGAGUGGCAUUAAUAUGCCAUUGGCAUUUACUGGUCAAGAAGCCAUAUGGCAAAAGGUAUACCUUUCAUUGGGCUUCAAUCAAACUGAGAUAGACAACUUUGUUGUUGGUCCUGCAUUUCUUGCAUGGAGUCGUUUGGGGAAUAUGCAUAGCUGGGCAGGACCAUUGCCAGCCUCCUGGAACAAACGCCAAUUGAGUCUACAGCACCAGAUUCUUCAGCGGAUGAGAUCCUUGGGUAUGUUGCCAGUCCUUCCUGCCUUCCCUGGAUUUGUUCCUGGUGCCAUUAAAAGAUUGUUUCCCAAAGUAAACAUCACUAGGCUAGGGAGCUGGGCACGUUUGAACUGUUCUUACUCUUGUUCUUUUCUGUUGGAUGCCAACUCCCCACUCUUUCAACAAAUUGGCAUGAUGUUUCUGUCUGAACUAACAAAAGAAUUUGGUACUGACCAUAUUUACAGUGCAGAUAUAUUCAAUGAAAUGAUCCCAAGCUCUUCUGACCCUAAAUAUUUAUCUACUAUCAGCAGUGCAGUCUUCAAAUCAAUGACACAAGUGGACCCUUUAGCAAUUUGGCUCAUGCAAGGUUGGCUAUUUGUGAAUGCACGAUCAUUUUGGCAGCCGACUCAAAUCAAAGCUUUCUUACAUGGAGUGCCAUUGGGAAGGAUGAUUAUUCUUGAUUUAUUUGCUGACAGUAAUCCAGCAUAUACCUUCACUGAAUCUUUCUAUGGACAACCUUUUAUAUGGUGCAUGUUGCAUAAUUUUGGUGGCAACACAGGAAUGUAUGGAACAGUAGACACUGUCAAUAAAGGUCCUUUUGAAGCUCUGUCUUCUCCGAAUUCUACCAUGGUCGGCACAGGAAUAACACCAGAAGGAAUUGAACAGAAUGAUGUUGUGUAUGAGCUAAUGAAUGAAAUUGGCUGGUGCCAAAAACCUUUAAACCUCACAAAAUGGGUUAUGUCUUACGCACAAAGACGGUAUGGAAAGAAAAAUGAUGAUGCUAUAGCUGCAUGGUUGCUGCUAUUUCAAAGUGUCUACAAUAAUACUUCGUAUCGACGAGAUCAUAACCGAAGUCCGUUGGUUCACAGACCUUCUUUGAAACUGGAUACUUCUUUAUGGUAUAAUAAAAGUGAUGUCUAUGAAGCAUGGAGACGUAUGCAAGCAGCUGCUUCUGAUCUGUUCUUUAGCGAGACUUUCAGGUAUGAUCUUGUUGAUGUGACAAGGCAAUCUGUUCAGCUCUUGGUAUCAGAAUUUUAUGAAGACCUCAAGAAUGCAUUCUUAAAACAUUCCAUUAUAGGGCUGCGUACCUCAGGAAAUGUUCUAGUCAAUAAUUUACUACCACAACUUGAUAGUCUCUUGUCCAGCGACAGACACUUUAUAGUCGGCCACUGGUUACAAACAGCUCGGUCCUUGGCAACAAAUGAGGAAGAAGCAGAACUAUACGAAUUCAAUGCCCGAAGUCAAAUUACUCUUUGGGGACCAGGUGGGAAUCUUUUGGACUAUGCAAAUAAGCAGUGGGGUGGUCUGGUUAAUGAUUAUUAUGCACUGCGUUGGAAUCUCUUUGUAUCAACACUUAUUAAAUGUCUUGAGAAGGGAAUCCACUUCAAUCAAGCUCAUUUCAAUCAAAUUGUCUUUCAAGUGGAGCAAGGAUUUAUCAUCAACAAAGUAAAAUAUCCAGACAAAUCUGUGGGAAAUACCUAUGAGAUUGCAAAAGAAUUGUUCCUAAUGUAUUAUCCUCAGGCAAUGAAAAGAUUGAUUAAUCACAAAUUCAAUCUUGAUAUGCACUGAUUCUAAGUUCUUUUAAAUGAUAUAUACCAAGUUACAUACUGGUUCACUUUAUUGAGUAAAUGAUGCACUUGAAAAAAAUUUAUAAAAAUUCAAAUUACUUUUUGGGGAUUAGGUGGGAAUCAUUUGGACUAUGCAAAUAAGCAGUGGGGUGAUCUGGUUAAUGAUAUUACACACUGUGUUGGGAUCUCUUUGUAUCAACACUUAUUUAAUGUCUUUAGAAGAGAAAUAUUUAUAAAAACUCCAUUUGCUUUGUGCUAAUAUCUUCAACAAUAAGGAGUAAGAUUUUAACCUAUUUUUGUUAAUAUUAUCUGUCCAAUGAAUUCUGCAUGGUUUAGCCUUUUGAAAUCUUCGGACUUUUCAGUACUAAUCAUCUCUGUUUGUUGAAAAUAUUUUCAACCAACUAAUUUAGUCAGAUACAUGGCCUAGGGCCCAAUUACACUGAACAGCUGGCAAUUGAACCCAAAUUUUCAAGGACAUUUCAGGCAUGUUGCCUAAACUAAGAUUUUCAAGAGUGCCCCUAAGUAAAAAUGAUCACAAUUUUGCUUUCAUUUUAAAGGAGAGAAGAGGGAAUUGAAGGUGAAUAUUUUAAACUCUAAUAAGGACAUUCGUGAGGGUAUGAUGUUGGGAAAUUAGGUCAAGGGAUAAGUCAGUAGAUAUGCAGUGCCAACAAUAAGGGAGAUUUUAGAGCAUUCUAAAAGAUUAUCCAGACAAAAUAUCCAGACAAAUCUGUGGGAAAUACCUAUGAGAUUGCAAAAGAAUAUCCAGAUUAGAAGAUUAUUAUAAAACUAGGUUAUCUAUAAAGAAUGAUAAAUGUAAUCUAAGGGGUUUUAUAAAGUAUGCAAAUGGGAAUGAGGAUUCGGUGGAGGAGAUCCUGUUGGAUCCGGUGACGGUGGACGAUGUCAAUCGGGCCAUUAAGGCGAUGGACGUCGGCACCGCCGCCGGACCCGACAGGAUAACCUUGAGAGAGAUAAUUGGAAUUUUUAAUAAGGAUAACACCAUGCUACCCAGACUAUAUACUUUAUGGAUUAAAAACGGUGACAUCCCAGAGCGGCUAAAACUGAGUAGAACAGUAUUAAUUCCCAAAGUUAAUAAUAAAGAAGAACUAAAAGACAUUAAUAAUUGGAGGCCUAUAACAAUAGGCCCCAUUUUAUUACGAUUAUUUACAAAAAUUAUGGCGGUAAGGUUAAAUAGGAUAGUUAAACUUAAUAAUAGACAAAAAGGUUUUAUGGCCGGAGUGGCAGGCUGUGAGGAGAAUAUCAAAAUUCUAGAGAAUAUAAUGAAAGGAGUUAGGAAGAAAAAGAAAGACCUAGCUGUGGUCUUUGACCUGGCUAAGGCUUUUGACACAGUAGGCCAUAAAUUGAUUUUAACUGCCUUAAGGCGAAUCCAUCUUCCGUAUUUAUUUAUUAAUUAAAUUAAUAGCCAGUCUCUAUGAGAAUAAUUUUACGCAGAUAGAGGGCUUUAAAUGCAAAACAGAUAAAAUAAGUAUUUUAAGAGGAGUUAAACAAGGUGAUGCCCUAUCACCUAUCCUAUUUAAUAUAGUAAUGGAUCCCCUCAUAGCCACCAUUGAGGAAAGAAAGAAAGGGAUAUUUCUAGGGACAGAUGGCAGAAGUAAUCACUGUGCUACACUGGCUUUUGCUGACGACAUUGCAUUAGUCAGUGAGUCUUAUGAGUGGAUGAAAUACAAUUUAAAGUUAGUUGAGAAAUUCUGCUUGAGUACAGGGAUGGAAAUCAAUGUUAAAAAGACUAAAGGAUUCUAUUUAACCGUUAAAAAUAAGACAAUAAUUUUUAAUAAAGCAAAAUUCUAAGGGAAGCACAUACCAUCCACAGCUAACAAAGUUAAAGAUAUAUCCAGCUGAAAGCCUAUAAUUCUGCAAUGAUAAGAGUAAGGUUAGAAAAUUGGAUGGAAUAUUAAAAACAGCAAAGAAUAACCAACAUUAAUAAGGAAAGGGAAAUUAGAGUAUGAGAGAAAGCCAGCCAGAAAUAAAAAAAAACAAAUAAUAAAAGUUUCAAUAGGUAUUUAGAAACAAAAUGGAUAAAUAAAGAAUAUUGGUCCUCUAGAGACAGUGUCUAGGGAAUUAGUAAUAAAAUAUAGGGAAGUUGCAGAUGAAUUGAACAAAUAUUUUGCAUCUGUCUUCACUGUACAGGAUAAAAUUAACAUCCCAAACAUAAUGAUGAAGUCUGAAUCAUAAAGGGACUUAAGAGAAUCCUGUACUCAGAUUCCUAACGUUAACAUGUAGAUUCAUUUAGCAGUCAGGAAGGCUAAUGUAACGUUAGCAUUACGUUCAAGAAGGAUAGAAUACAAGAGUAGCAAUGUACUCCCGAGGCUGUAUAAGAAUCUGGUCAUAUUCCAAUUGAAGUAUUCUGAGUGGUUUUGAGCACCACCUCUAAGGAAGGAUCUGCUGAUCUUGGAGGGGGUGCAGAGGGGAUCCAGAGGAGAUUUACAAAAAUGAUUCCAGAGAUAAAGAACUUUUCAUAUGAGUGAUUGAGAUUCUGGGUUUGUACUUGAAGUUUAGAAUGAUGAGGGUAGAUUUCAAUGAAACUCUCAGAAUAGAAUGGACAUAGAGAAGAUGUUUCCACUAGCAAGAGAGACUAGGAUCCAAGGAUGCAGCAUCAGAGGCACAACCCUUUUGAAAUGAGAUGAGGAAUUUCUUCAGCCAGAGGGUAGUUAAUCUGUGUAACUCAAUGCCAUUAAGGAUGUGGAGGUCAAGUCAUUGAGUGUGAUUAAGGCAGAGAUAGGUUCUUGAUUGGUAUGGGGAUCAAAGGUUACAGGGAGAAGGCAAGAGAAUGGGGCUGAGAGACAUAUAAGACCAUAAGACAUAGGAGUGGAAGGAAGGCCAUUCAGCCCAUCGAGCCCACUCUGCCAUUCAAUCAUGGCUGAUGGGCAUUUCAACGCCUCUUACCCGCACUGUCCCUGUAUCCUUUAAUUCCUUGCAAGAUUAAGAAUUUAUCAAUCUCUGCCUUGAAGACAUUUAACGUCCUGGUCUCCACUGCGCUCCAUGGCAAUGAAUUCCACAGGCCCUCCACACUCUGACUGAAGAAAUGUCUCCUCAUUUCAGUUUUAAAUUGACCCCCUCUAAUUGUAAGGCUGUGCCCAUGGGUCCUAGUAUCCCCACCUGACAGAAACAAAUUCCCAGCGUUCACCCUUUCUAAGCCAUACAUUAUUUUGUAAGUUUCUAUUAGAUCUCCCUUCAACCUUUUAAACUCUCUAAUAAAUACAAUCCCAAGAGCCUCAGCCGUUCAUCGUAUGUUAGGCCUACCAUUUCAGGGAUCACCCGUGUGAAUCUCUACUGGACACGCUCCAUUGCCAGUAUGUCCUUCCUGAGGGUGGGGACCAAAACUGGACACAGGAUUCUAAAUGGGGCCUAACCAGAGUUUUAUAAAGUCUCAGUAACACAUCGCUGCUUUUUACAUUCCAACCCUCUUGAGAUAAAUGGCAACAUUACAUUUGCUUUCUUAACCACAGACUCAACCUGCAAGUCAACUUUUAGAGAAUCCUGGACUAGCACUCCCAGAUUCCUUUGUACUUUGGCUUUAUGAAUUUUCUCACCGUUUAGAAAAUAGUCUGUCACUGUAUUCUUUUUUCUGAAGUGCAAGACCUCUCAUUUGCCAAUUCUUGGACCACUCUCCUAAACUGUCUAAAUCUUUCUGCAGCCUCCCCACAUCCUCAGUCCUACCUGCCUGUGUAUCAUCAGUGAACUUCACCAGGAUUCCCCCAGUCCCUUCAGCCAGAUCAUUAACAUAUAAAAUGAACAGCUGCGGCCCCAACAUUGAACACUGCAGGACACCACUUAUCACUAGCUGCCAUUCUGAAAAAGAACCUUUUAUCUCAACUCUCUGCCUUCUGUCAGACAGCCAAUCCUCAAUCCACAUCAGUAGCUCACCUCGAACACUAUUGGCCCUCACCUUACUCAGCAGCCUCCCAUGAGGCACCUUGUCAAAAGCCUUUUGGAAGUCUAAGUAGAUAACAUCCACUGGGUUUUCCUGGUCUAACCUACUUGUUACCUCUUCAAAAAAUUCUAAUAGGUUUGUCAGGCAGGACUUCCCCUUACUAAAUCCAUGCUGACUUGUUCUAAUCUGACCCUGCACUUCCAAGAAUUUAGAAAUCUCAUCCUUAACGAUGGAUUCUAGAAUUUUUCCAUCUUUUGUCUUGAUCCUUUCUUGAACAAGGGGGUUACAACAGUGAUUUUCCAAUCAUCUGGGACUUUCCCUGACUCCAGUAAUUUUUGAAAUAUUACAACCAACACCUCCAUUAUUUCUUCAGUCACCUCCCUCAGAUCUCUAGGAUGUAGCCCAUCAGGGUCAGGAAAUUUAUCAAGUUCUAGACCUUUUAGCCUUUCUAGCACUUUCUCUUUUGUAUUGGCUAGCAUACUUAACUCUGCUCCUUGACUCCCCUUAAUUGUUGGACUAUUACUCAUGUCUUCCACUGUGAAGACUGACACAAAGUAUUUAUUAAGUUCUUCAGCUAUUUCCUUAUCUCGCAUUACUAGCCUUCCUGCAUGAAUUUGGAGCUGCCCAAUUUCGACUUUUCCGUCUCGUUUGUUUCUUAUUUAUUGAAAAAAACUUUUACUGUCAUUUCUAAUAUUACUGGGUAACUUACCUUCAUAUUUGAUCCUCUCCUUCCUUAUUUCUCUUUCUUUUCCUCUGUUUGUUUGGUUUUGUAGUUUUCCCAAUCUUCUGAUUUCCCAGCGCUCUUGGCCACUUUAUAGGCUCUUUUUCUAGGAUACAUUUUCUGACUUUCUUUUUCAGCCAUGGCUGUCUAAUUUCUUCCCCCAGCAUGCUAAGAAAUUACUUGCUCAGCUGGUGUUCCCUAUUUCUGAAUGAUCUUCGUGGUGAUUUCAGUAUAAAAUGUGAUUGUUCUUCUGGAGGAGUGACCUGAAGAACCACUUAUAUUAUUUCCUAAUCAAGCGAUGUCUGCAAAACCCCAGAGUAAUAAUGCAUGAUUGGCAAGUUACUAAUCAGUGCAAAAUUGAAAGACUUUGAAAUAUUGUGUGCCUUGUCCUUUUUUGCCUUCAAUUAUAAUCACCAUUGGCCAUAAUGUUUUUCUCUUUAAAGUGAAUCUCUGCAGAGAGAUUAUUUCUCCCCUUUUACGUGAUGUGUUUGUGUACUUUGGGUUAUUAAGAAGGGUAAACAAUUGUGUUUUAAUUUUUCAUAUUGUGUCAACCAACUC
Molecule: messenger RNA, 7444 nt
Organism: Hemiscyllium ocellatum (epaulette shark)
Lineage: Eukaryota; Metazoa; Chordata; Chondrichthyes; Orectolobiformes; Hemiscylliidae
Gene: naglu
Product: N-acetylglucosaminidase, alpha
Exons: 6
Coding region: 1-2277 (758 amino acids)
Source: RefSeq, a predicted model, not a curated record